AUGAGAUUUCAUCCACAGGCUCUUAAUCCGGGUCAUUGGAGCUACUCCUUAUUCCAUGGAUCGUGGCUGGUUACCUCAGAUUUCCCCUUAUGUGUAACCCUUAAAGAUUUAGCGCUUCCAGAACAUUGUGCCCAAAAGACUGGAGGAGCAAGUGAUCACAGAUACUCAUCAUACACAGAGAGAGCCUACAAGCAAAUUGUAAAGGAAUACAGAUACACAGAACUGGGAGAUAACAGACAGAUUAACCAAGAAGAUAAUAAACAGAAAGGCUUGGAUGAAUAUCGAGAUAGAAGCAGAGAGGAUCUUAGACAAGCAGGGUUGAAAGACUACAGAAGCCCAGUUUAUGGAGGUUCUGUCCCAUCGAGGCCAGACAACAACUUUGCACACACUGGUGCCGAAGACCUGGAAGCAGUGGAGAUGUUGCUUUCAUUCUCUCAGCAUGACAUGAGAUGGAACAGCCCAGUGUGUGAGAACAACAUCCCAGAGCUGCCACCAUCACCACCAUCCUCACACGGGGGGAUCUCUCCCUCUCAUCCACUAGAGUCAGACGUGGAAGGGUUGUGUGAUACAUACAUCUUUGUCCAGAAAGGACUAGUGAAAGAACCUGAAUUUGCCAAGAUCUUGAUGAAUGAGACUCCACCUCACACCCCAUGUACUCCUCCUCGUUCUCCCAGCCCUGCUCUCUCCCCCAGCCCAGCUGUGUCCCCUAGCCCGGCUGUCUUCUCCAGCUUUACAUCAGGAGCAUCCGCACCGGGGUCCCUGUCUGGGGUUCCUGUCUCGGUCAUCGUCAAAGCAGACAGAAGGUUGCCCCAGGAGUCAAGUGAGAGACCUCGCACAUUAGCUGAACGCAAAAUAUAUGAUAACAGUGAUUUUAAUUGUAAAGACGAGGAAGAGAAAGGAUAUUUUAAUAAUGAACGUCAGUAUACGUUCCUGCCUUCAACUUACAACAGCAGCACUAAUAACCUUUGCCCACCACGCAAGGUUAACAAUGCUCAGGAGCAAAUCUUUGUGCAUAACAAGGACACAGACCGUGGAGCUCAAGGAACACCCAUUGCUAGCGACAGUAAGUGCUACUUUGUACCUGUUCAGCAACCUCCUAAUGAAGCCACACACAAAAAUAUCUCCGUCUCUAGUAGAGCACCGUGUGCUAGUAAUAAGCUUGUGGCAAUUGCACCAAAGAUGCCGUCUGUGAUUCCAGUAAACUCUGGCAGCUCAGUGUUCCUGGCUCAGAUUAAUGGAUCUCCCACUGUGAUUCCAGCAGCUGGUGCUGGGAUCACUCAUCUAAUUGUAACAACUCCUGGAAGUAAUGGUACUACUGUUUCGCAGGUGCUGUCACCCAUUUUGGUUUCAGCAUCCCCAGAACAAACUCCACAGGAAGAUAGAAAAAGAGCGUUUAAGUGUUCAUUUGAAGGCUGUGAUGAAACGUAUUACAAAUCAUCUCAUCUUAAAUCGCACAUGAGAUCACACACGGGCAAAAAACCUUACCAGUGUUCUUGGAAUGGCUGUGACAGACGUUUUGCCAGAGCAGACGAAUUAUCCAGCCACAGGAGAAAUACCGGAGAGAAAAAGUUUGAAUGCACAUCGUGCAACACAAAAUUCAUGCGUUCUGAUCACUUAGCCAAACACAUGGAGACACACCACCGCAGGAUUGGGGUUCCAGUGGCUUCUAAAGUCUCGACCCUGGCACCUGCUAUCAGCUUCAUAGCAGUGCCUACUCAACCCCAGUGACCUGAUCUCAUUUUGACAUCAUGUAUGAAACAUUGUUAAACCUGUGCUAUGCUUGUGGGGAUGUUGCAGCAGUAAGGUACUAAUGAUCACUCAAUUUACAGUAACUGGAUUUUAUAUCAAUUACAUUUCAUAGGGAAGUGCUAAACCUGUAGGGGUUAUACAACACCUGGGAAAUGACAGGUAAUUAGGUUUAAUCCAUGGUAGUAUUAUUAUUAAAGACAAGCACUAAACCCAGUUGGGUCAUACAGUGCUGCUGAUCCAAGGAAAAAGUAGCUUCAGAUCCUUGGAUCAGGAGCCCUUCACCAGGCUCAGGGUACCUUGAAGGGUUCAACAUUGAUUCAGUAGAAGGUAUUAACAUUUAAAAAAUUGUUACAUGACAAUUUUCUUUUUCAACACAUCGACCGUAUCCCAUCAAGGCAGGGUGACCUAAAAAGAAAAACUUUUGUUUUUCUUUUUAAAUUUAGUAAUUUAUACUGGAGAAGGGGUUACUAGCCCCUUGCUCCCAAUGACAAUUAUCACGUAAAAUUUAUUUUUGCUAUUUAAUUAGAAUGUGUAUUAUAUUACUGUGGGGUAGGUCAAACUUUACUGCCCAAAAUAAGGGAAUACAUCACUCAAGUGAGUUUUUAUACAAUUCCAGUGUGGAUGCUUGUAUCAUGCAAUUUAUAUACUUAUAAAGGCAUGACAAUCUUGGUAACCUUAUUUACAUUAAGGAAAUAUGGUUUGUACUUUUCAUAAGAAUUGUGUAAAUGUGUUUGUGUAAAAUAUGUUUAGGUCAGAGUUUCUAAGUUUAUGAUUAUCAUGGGAGAGUGCAAUACCUGUAGGGGAUAUACGGCGCCUGGGGAAUGGGAGGUAAUUGGGUUUG
Cherax quadricarinatus is the source of this 2590-nucleotide messenger RNA. NCBI's taxonomy places the organism in Eukaryota, Metazoa, Arthropoda, Malacostraca, Decapoda, Parastacidae. The record is from RefSeq and is a predicted model, not a curated record.